AUUCUAGACACAGAAUGCUUCAAUCUUGUUAUCAUCACGCUCUUGCUCGUGACGGGCGUUUCACGCUACCUCGUUGUGCGUCUCUACGACCCAUCAAAACGUUACAGAAGCGAGAGCAAGCGAACGAUCCUUAACUCGAGACAACGAAACAUGCAGCUCCGUCUGCUCUUCUGCGUAUACAACGUCGAAAACGUACCUUCGAUGGUUAACCUCCUAGAAGCUUCUUACCCGAGUCGCUACAGCCCUGUAUCCGUCUUCACGCUGCACCUCGUCGAGCUCAAAGGCAGAGCGCACGCGGUGCUCAUGCCGCAUCACCUGAUGAACAAACUCGACCCCAACACGGCUGAGUCCACGCAGAUCGUCAACGGGUUCCAACGGUUCGAGCAGCUGCAUCAAGGAACCCUAAUGGCUCAGCAUUUCACAGCGGCAGCUCCCUUCUCCAGCAUCAACGACGAUAUCUGCACUCUCGCUCUCGACAAGAAAGCUGCGCUCAUCGUCAUCCCGUUUCACAAAGCGUACGCGAUAGACGGGUCGGUCGACCAUGUGAACCCAGCGAUCCGUAGCAUAAACAUUAACGUGUUGGACAAGGCGCCUUGCUCGGUCGCAAUAUUCAUCGACCGAGGAGAAACAGAAGGCCGCCGCUCUGUCCUAAUGAGCAACACGUGGCGUAACGUGGCUAUGAUCUUUAUAGAAGGAAGAGACGACGCAGAAGCCCUAGCGUUCUGUAUGAGGAUGGCAGAGCACCCGGAAGUGAGCGUCACGAUGAUCCAUUUCCGACACAAGAGCGCCCUUUACAACAGCAACAUAACAAUGGGACAAGAAACAGAACCAUCGGAGUGUCACCUGAUAAACGACUUCAAGAACUACUCGCUGAACAAACCCCAAGUGCAUUACAAAGAAGAGAUCGUGAGAGAUGGAGUGGAGACCACACAAGUGAUUAGCGCGCUUGGGUCUACAUACGAUUUGGUUGUCGUGGGUCGUGACCAUGACCUAGAGUCGUCAGUACUGUACGGGCUAACGGACUGGAGCGAGUGCCCUGAGCUAGGUGUGAUCGGAGACAUGUUUGCGUCGCCAGAUUUUCAUUUCUCGGUGCUCGUGGUUCAUCAGCAAGAAUGUGACGACCCUUUUGCGGUGGAUUAUAGCUAUAAACUAGCAGUUUCGCCUCAUAGAGGUGGGGAUCCAAGAGUACACCCUCGUUUCUCUGUUGAAGAAGGAUAUACUUCUGUUGAUCUUCAUCACAGCCGUUAAUUAUUUUAUUUUUUU
This is a messenger RNA of Raphanus sativus (radish), 1263 nucleotides long. Its product is annotated as cation/H(+) antiporter 14-like. The record is from RefSeq and is a predicted model, not a curated record. The annotation marks the transcript as partial. Gene Ontology annotation, biological process: regulation of pH. Gene Ontology annotation, cellular component: endomembrane system. The transcript has a single exon. Lineage: Eukaryota; Viridiplantae; Streptophyta; Magnoliopsida; Brassicales; Brassicaceae.